Messenger RNA from Nelumbo nucifera (sacred lotus), 1369 nucleotides. RefSeq names its product NAC domain-containing protein 2-like. Lineage: Eukaryota; Viridiplantae; Streptophyta; Magnoliopsida; Proteales; Nelumbonaceae. Gene Ontology annotation, molecular function: DNA binding. Gene Ontology annotation, biological process: regulation of DNA-templated transcription. The record is from RefSeq and is a predicted model, not a curated record.
CCACCCUUUCAAACAUUUCAAACGCCACAUCUUCUGCUCAGGCUCGCAAAAUAAACUUUCUCCACUCCUGAGUCCUGACCCAUCUUCCUUCUAAUCCCAUAGAUUUGGUUGCUCUGAAUUUCUUGUUUCAGUUGAUCACUCACUACUAGUACUAGCUAGCUAGACAUCAAUGGAUGGAAGAAAGAAGAGCUCUGACCUUCCUCCGGGGUUUAGGUUUCAUCCAACUGAUGAGGAACUGAUCAUGUAUUAUCUUCGAAAUCAAGCGAGAUCGAUGCCCUGCCCCGUAUCUAUAAUCCCGGAAGUUGAUAUCUAUAAAUUCGAUCCAUGGGAAUUACCUGAAAAGGCAGAAUUUGGUGAGACAGAGUGGUAUUUCUUCAGCCCACGAGAACGCAAGUACCCAAAUGGGGUGCGCCCAAAUCGAGCAACCGGCUCUGGUUAUUGGAAAGCCACGGGCACAGACAAGGCAAUCCGCAGUGGGCCUAAGUAUGUGGGGGUGAAGAAAGCUCUUGUGUUUUAUAAGGGCCGCCCGCCCAAGGGUGUUAAGACGGAUUGGAUUAUGCACGAAUAUCGGUUGGAUGGUUCAAACUGUAGACAGCCGACCAAGAUCAAUGGAUCCAUGAAAUUGGAUGACUGGGUCCUCUGUAGGAUUUAUAAGAAGAGGCAUUUGGAAAGAUCUGUGGAGCAAAAUGAUGAUCCAUGUCUUCGAGAGAACACAGAAACCAAUUCUUCUGGUGCCAGUGAGCAACAACAACCUUUGAUAUCUCCAAGGACGUGUUCUCUUGCUCAUAUGCUGGAGAUGGAGUAUCUGUCCAUGUCGCACCUUUUAAAUGAUGGCAACCCGCUUGAUGAUUUGCCGAUGCAGUUCCAAACAACCGAAAACAAUAAUCACGAAGUUGACAAACUUUUUUCUGGCGACAUGGCUCACCAAUUUCCGAGCACGGCGAAGUUUCAAGUGAACCAGAGUACUGUCUUUAACCCGCCGAUAUUCAUCAACCCGUUAUUUGAAUUUCAGUGAGCUGGGCUUGGUUAAAAUGGGGCGGAAAUGUGUUUUCUUAUGACGACCUCCUCUGUUCAAGCUCAACAAUUGUAGAAAUCUGUUUCUCUUCUUUGUCGCUUAUUAGCUUCUCGUUUCCAAUUCGGAGGUGCAAGAUUAAAUUAAACCAUGUUACAAGAAAUGUAAAAUGUUGUAUAGCUAGCAAGAACAGAUGAAUUUGUGUCACAGAAUCAUAGAAGGUGACCAUUCAUCAAACUACGGGAUGUAACAAAUGAAGUUACAUGAUUACCAGGAAAAAAGAUGACAGACAUUGUCAGUUAUUGUCUUUAUUCUUGAAUAUAAUGGAUGGUUGGGAUUCACAAUUAAUUCCACUAA